This is a messenger RNA of Copidosoma floridanum, 5383 nucleotides long. RefSeq lists its product as uncharacterized. NCBI's taxonomy places the organism in Eukaryota, Metazoa, Arthropoda, Insecta, Hymenoptera, Encyrtidae. The record is from RefSeq and is a predicted model, not a curated record.
UUUUUUUUUUUUUAGUAUGUGCUUUCGACAAACUGUGCCCUUUGGUUAUUAUUUAGUGCAUCUUUUUGUUUGUUUGUUUAUUUGUUCACCGCAGCAAACCAAAUAGUUCAAAAAGUGUCCCUGCGUGUCAUACCGAUUUUCAAGGGCUGUGGCGAUACCUGCGCCGAUUUCUUCCCUCCAGCGCCCGAGUGGAGAAAAAACUGAACUAUGAAAAGCGCCCAAGAUUGUGGAUUGAAAUCAGCCAAACUCGCGCCAGCCACCCAACGAUUUUUGUAAAAAGUUUCACGGGAGACGAAAAAAAAAUACAAUUGGUUCCCAUGGAAGCUAGGUAGCGAAAAAGCCAUCAGGACUCAAGGGUAAUGAACAAGAUGCACCACUUGUACCCGACCUCGACGGGCGACCCACUGUGUCCCCUGGGUUUUCAUCCUCAAACAAAAUGGCCUACCAGAUGCAAAAGAUGCUACAGAGACUACAAGGACCACAACCAGGGAGCUGUCAAAAAGACCACGAAGGACACGACCUCCUCGUCGCCGAGCCUAUCGGUAUGGGAGCCGAUGAUUCCAGCGCGCCGUCUGUCGAACGGCUCGGAAAAUCGGCGGAGCUGGUCGUCGACCUCGAACCUCGUGAAAGACGAGCAAAAUUCAACGGGCAGCUGGAACUCAGCGGCGGACCUAUCGAGCGCGAGCCUGAGCGAUCUACGGCCGAUUGUGACCAACGAGCCCGAGGUCACGGUCACGGUCAGACCACCAAGGCCGAAGACCUACGCGGGCUCGUCGUCCGAUAGCUACAACUUCCGGCGCUUCAGUGUCGAUGAGAGCUUCAGUGAUCGCAGGUACCCCAUGCCCACGAAGACGGAAGGGCAGUCGACGGUCCAGCCGCAGAAGCUGCAGAUCAAGGGCGUGAUUGAUAAGAGCAACGGGGCGAGCUCGGACAACGAUGCCGAGUUCAUUAUACAGGUAAGGAAAUCGCGAAUCGCCGAGCGAAAUGGACCUAAAACCGAAUCGUCCACUAAAGUGACGGAAAAGCCCGAAAAACGUCGCGACCAAGAGGUCGAGAAACUCAGGACGCAGCUGAGCGACAUGAGGGCGCGGUGCGAUCGCGUCGAGAAGGAGAAGGCCGAGAUACUGCUGCGCAAGCUCUCCACGAUGGACUCCCCGGCCAAGUCGUCCGGUGGCACCGACGUGCUCAAGCUACAGAAGACUGUCAAGGACCUUCAAGGGAAAAACGAUACACUGACCGAGGAGCGCGCGAGUCUUGCAGCUAAAAUAAAGAGCCUGGAACGCGAGCUGAACUUGAAGACGCACAAGAGCGAGCGCGAGCGCGCCGCGGAGGAGUUGCGCUCGAAGCUCAAGGCCGCGGAGGCGCUCUGCGAGAGCCUCAUGGACGAGAACGAGGACAUGAAGAAGGAGAUCAGGGAACUCGAGGAGGAAAUCUACGAGAUGCAGGACAACUUCAGAGAAGAGCAGGCCGACGAGUACACGAAACUGAAGAAGAACCUCGAACAAUCGAACAAAAAUUGCCGGGUACUGUUGUUUAAGCUCAAGAGGAUCGAGCGCAAGGCCGAGUUGCUGGAGGCCGACAAGACUGAUUUAGAAAAGAAGUACGAGCAGAUCAAAAGGAUAGAGGACGUGCUGAAGAAGGUUGGGACCGAGUACAAAAAUCGAACAAACAAAAAACCAACGGAGUACGCGCAGAAGAUGCAAAUCAAAAAGUUGGCCGACAGUAUGGAAAAGGAUGUGGGAGAAAUAAUCAACGUGAUGGUAAACAUGCUUGACAAUCGCGAUCUUGGAUUGCCGAAUACAAGUUUCAAGUACGACAAAUUGGCCAAGGAGCACGAGCUAUUGAAAGAAAAGCUCGACAAGACGGAAAAAGAAUUGACGAAGGAAAAAGAGGCCAAAAAGAACAAGACUACUGGAACGGCUGUAGUAAACGGGGAUAGCUCGAAAAACGAGGAUUUGGUCAAUUGUGAGUUAAAGAAGAAAUUGGAAGAAAGCCAGGCAUCGCUCGAAACCGAGCGCAAGUCUUGGGAUUCUGAGAAGUUAAAGUUUCAGGAGGAAAAAGAAAAGCUCAAGUCGAAAUUACUCUCACUGUCGGCAGAUAAGCUCAAGGUCUAUAACGAGGUCGUACAGCUCAAAAAGGAUCUCGAGGCAGCAACGUCGACGAAGAAGGAUACAGCCAAGAUUGAGACGGACCUGACGGAUCUGAAGAAGGAACUUGCCCAAGAAAAGGAGCGAUGCAAAAAACUACAAGAGGACCUGAAAUCUGUUGGCGACAAGGAGACGAAACUCGCAAGGACACUAACUACGGUCGAAACAGCAAAAAUUCAAAUGGAAAACGACCUAAAGCAGACUAAAUUAGAACUGGAAAAUCUCAAAAAUUCAACAUCAUCGAAGGUAUCAGAUUUGUUGUCAGAAUUGGCCAAUUUGAAGAAGGAGAAGGACAAACUGACGAGCCAACUGGAAAAAGAAAAACAAACUAAGGACGAGGAGAUCGAAAAAUUAAAAAAGAAGAACCUUAGACUGGAAAAGGCUGGACUAAACUCGAAAAAAUUGGAAGACCUUAAGAGCACGUAUGAAGAAAAAAUAGCAAAUUUGGAAAACGAAGUCAAAAGAGGAACGCGUCAGUACGAGGAUCUGAGUAGCAAACAUGAGAAACUAACCGAGACGAAGUCCCAGCUCGAAAAGGAAAGCCAACUUCUCAACGGACAACUAAUCGACCACAAGCAGGACUACAUAACUCUGCAAGCGGAACUGCAAGAGCUUCGUCAGUUCUAUAGGCUCAAGGAGUCCGAAUGGCUAACGCUGAAGUCGCGCCUCGAAGAACAAUUGCGAGAGUACGAAAAAACGGCGAAUGGACUACUGUCGCAAGACGAUUUGCGGGAGGAAAAUCUCAGGCUUAAAAAGGCGAGCAGCUCGAUGACUCAACAAAUCGAGGACUUGAAGAAAGUUAACGACGACCUAAGCGGCAAGCUGCAAGACUACACGCGGGUCUCCAAGGUCCAGCGCAACCUAACAGCCGACAGUUCGGCCCUGGAAUCAGAACUGCGCAAAAGUAAACUAGCACUGGAGAAUGCGGAAAAGUUGCGGAAAACGGAGCUCGCUCAGAGCAAACUACGCUACGAGCAGAGGAUCCAGGCAAUCAGCGACGAAAUCAAGAGCAUACAGGCGCAACUCACGAGGUACAAACGCGAGCGCGACACUUACAAGCAGAUGCUCGAAGGAGCACAAAGGACGAUCGGUGAACUCAAGAGCAACGCCAGGCCCAGGAGACAAUCGAACGCAUCGACGGGCGCAUCGACCGAGGACGAGGAGGUGUCGAGUGCCAUUCGAGCGCAGCUAGAGAAGCAGAUCGUCACGAUGGAGGACGAGCUGUCGGAGACAAAGCUUGAGGCGUCCAAGCUGAAGACGGAACUCGUCUCCGAAAAGGCAGCCUCGGAGAUUAAAAUGGCCGAGCUGCAGUCGAGGGUCAACGAGUUGGAGGAGGAGAGGCUGUUGGCUAGCGGACGAGCAAAGAUUCCAGGGCUGAAGGUGCGCAUGGAACUGGCCUGGCAGAAGGAGCGCGAGGACCAGCAGAGGCUACUGCAGGAGACGGCGACACUGGCACGUGACCUCAGACAGACGCUCUUCGAGGUGGAGCGAGAGCGGGACAAGGAGCGCUUGGAGAACAAGAGGAGAUCCGAGCAAAUGAAAAAACAAUUCGAGGAGGAAAAGACCGAGAGCAGAAACCAGUUCCUCGGGCUCCAAACCGAUCUGAUCGAGCUGAGAGACGCCCACGCGAAGCUGCGCACGAGCAACGAAAAGAUGCGCCGCGACAAGCACAAGUACGAGCAAGAGAUAGACGACCUGCGGGGCCUGCUGAUCAGCAAACGCAGGGCCGAGCAAUUGGAGGCGCGCAACUUGAACGUCCUGCUGCAGCAGGUGGAUGAUCUCAUGAGGCUAUUCCCGGAGACGAAUGGUAACGCGGAUGACGGGCGCGGCAGGCAUGAGUUAUACACGCCAACGCCGCCUCGUAGGCUCAAGGGACCCAAGUCGAGGGAGUCCUCGCCGAUGCUGGAGUCGAGGGAGGACGUCAGUCGAGCCUCGUCGGUCGCACCGGCCGGGAAGACGGAGAAGCUGGAGUACACGAUAAAGAAGCUGAUGGAGGUCGCCAGGGAGCUGCAGGAGUCGAAAAAGUCCUCGGACGAGAGCGCCGGUAGGACGAAGAAAUCGAGCAAACGGUCUUCGUCCAUUGAAAACGAUGCUGGGAAAGUGACGGGUCGCUCGAAACCGAGCUUGAAAAGGAAGAGCCUGUCACUGGAGCAAACGACCGGAAGAGGUGACCAGUCUAUAUGGGGAAACAACAGCAACAGCAACGUCUCGAGCCUACAGUCGUUGAACGGUUCGGAAAUGAGUACUCGGCACGGUAGUCUAGUUCGAGACGCGAGUAUGGAAAGCCAAUUGUCAACUGAAUCCACGCAGAGCGAGAUACUCGACAAAAAGCAUAGCAAGGGAAUAUUUCGCAAGAUGACGACGAAACUGACGAAAUCGGCGAGCCUGGACGAUCCAUCUUACGACUCGUCCCUUCAGAGCUCGGGAUCCGAGGCGAACCUAACCGAAGCACUGAAGAAGGAUAAGAAGAACCUGAAAAAAAAGUUGUCGGACAUGUUCAAGCGUGGCUCAAAAAGCAACGGAUUGGACAAACCGGACAGCCGGCCACCGUCACGGACCUCCUUGGCGUCGAAAGACUCGAGGGUCUCGAGAGUCUCGAAAGCCUCGAAGACAUGAUUCCCGAAGCACCAAUAAACGCAUCGUUAUUGAAACCUUCAUUAUUUAUCGUUCGUUGAAUAAUUCAUAAAUGAAAUUAAAAAAAAAAAAAAAAAAAUGCAUAUUAAUCAUACGCAAAGCUUUACCAGUUUGGCAUUUUAUACGGACACGUACACUCAAGCGCGUAUCUUAUUCGCUAUGGUGUAUGAAUUAAUUGACGAAACAAAAAAUACAUUGAAAACGAUCGAUCGACGUUUGUAUACGAAUUGGUAUCGAUUAAAAAGUCUACUGAUUGUGGUGUCGUAAGUUCUGAAUUGAAAAGUUACCGAUUUAGGUGUUUAUCCUGGAAAAAACGAUAGAUUGAAAAAAUUUGACUUAAAAAAAUUGCCUCUUUUUUUUCUAAUCAACAAAAUCCCAACGAUUCGAUCGAAAUGUGCCUUUUUGCCGAUUGGCAACUAUGAAGUGGCGAGUGUUCGAUUUUUAUAUCGUUCAAUGUAAAAGGGCACAGGCAAAUGUGCCAGUGGAAUGCGUGAAUUAUGCAAUAAUUGUGUUGUUACCGAUAUGAGCUGCAUACACGUAUUAUUGUUAUUUUAUUUGUAAAUAUUGUUAUCGCAGUAAAAGUAAUGAUGUUGAUCAAUCGA